AACGCCAACCCUAACCCUAAAUCCCCCACCCUUCCUCACACUUCCCUUCGCCGGCGUCUCUCGUGGUCUGCAGUCGCACCUCCGUAUCUGGCAAUAUUUUCUCCACGAGUAGGUUGUAGCUUCAAUCUUCAUCGAAAAUGCGUCCAAUUUUGAUGAAAGGCCAUGAACGGCCUUUAACUUUCCUCAAGUACAAUAGGGAUGGCGAUCUUCUUUUCUCCUGCGCCAAGGAUCAUAACCCCACCGUCUGGUACGCCGACAACGGCGAGCGGUUGGGGACUUAUCGUGGUCAUAAUGGUGCCGUUUGGUGCUGUGAUGUCUCCAGAGAUUCAAUGCGGCUUAUCACUGGAAGUGCGGAUCAGACGGCAAAAUUAUGGAACGUACAGACUGGACAGCAACUCUUCUCCUUCAAUUUCGAUUCACCUGCUAGGGCAGUUGAUUUCUCUGUCGGUGAUAAGCUUGCAGUUAUUACCACUGAUCCUUUUGUGGAGUUGCCUUCUGCUAUUCAUGUUAAACGCAUUGCUAGAGACCCCUCGGAACAGACUGGUGAAUCUGUGCUGCUUCUUAAAGGUCCCCAAGGAAGAAUCAAUAGAGCUGUUUGGGGACCUUUAAAUAAGACCAUCAUUAGUGGAGGAGAAGAUGCCGUUGUUCGCAUUUGGGAUUCUGAGACAGGUAAACUUUUGAAAGAAUCAGACAAGGAGACAGGCCAUAAGAAAACAAUAACUUCCCUUACGAAAGCCUCUGAUGGUUCACAUUUUAUCACUGGGUCUUUGGACAAGUCUGCUAAGCUGUGGGAUACUAGAACAUUGACGCUUAUCAAGACGUAUGUGACAGAACGCCCAGUCAAUGCAGUUACAAUGUCUCCACUUCUUGACCAUGUGGUGCUUGGUGGUGGUCAGGAUGCUUCAGCUGUGACAACAACUGAUCAUCGUGCUGGAAAGUUUGAAGCUAAAUUUUAUGACAAGAUCCUUCAAGAAGAGAUUGGAGGUGUGAAAGGGCAUUUUGGACCCAUCAAUGCUCUCGCUUUCAAUCCCGAUGGAAAGAGUUUUUCAAGUGGAGGUGAAGAUGGUUAUGUAAGACUGCAUCAUUUCGACCCAGAUUACUUCAACAUCAAGAUUUAAAUUUGCUGAGGGGGGGAAGGGGGGAUACUCUUGUUGCUUUCUGGAAUGCAGUUGUGUGUAGGGCCGUUGAUGAUAAAUUUUGCACAGCGAUGUAUUAAUGAUAAGCUUUUUACUUGUUGUAGUCAAGAACCUUGCCUCUUAGAUUUUUUACAUCAUGGUGAAUUAAUUCAAAUAUCUUAUGGAGUGA
Messenger RNA from Cucumis melo (muskmelon), 1305 nucleotides. RefSeq names its product eukaryotic translation initiation factor 3 subunit I-like. Gene Ontology annotation, cellular component: eukaryotic translation initiation factor 3 complex, eIF3m; cytoplasm. Gene Ontology annotation, molecular function: translation initiation factor activity; RNA binding; protein binding. Lineage: Eukaryota; Viridiplantae; Streptophyta; Magnoliopsida; Cucurbitales; Cucurbitaceae. Gene Ontology annotation, biological process: cytoplasmic translational initiation. The record is from RefSeq and is a predicted model, not a curated record. The transcript is spliced from 8 exons. Bases 138 to 1118 code for a protein of 326 amino acids.